This is a messenger RNA of Paramecium pentaurelia, 793 nucleotides long. NCBI's taxonomy places the organism in Eukaryota, Ciliophora, Oligohymenophorea, Peniculida, Parameciidae. The record is from the annotation of a GenBank genome assembly.
AUGAGUCCUCAAAUUGUUGAUCAAAAACAGUAUAACUCUAAAACUCAAGAUUUAAUGAAUGCUUAUAAGCAGAUAAAAGCAAGAAAUUAUCAUGGGAAGAAAUCUAUAAGCUUAAUACUGUAUCCUAAUACUUCACUGUAAUAAAUUUAAAUGAUAUUUUAGGAAAUUAUUAAAGUAAUAGUAAAUUAGAAAAUAGAGCUCAAAAUUUAAUUAAUGAUAUUAGAUAAAGGAUAUACAAAAAGAAAAUAGAUAUUCACAAGUUAAUUGCUCAUUUAGAUAUUUCAAAAGAUAAAUGUCUAGAUUUUGAUGAAUUUGGAAAGUUCUUGAUGAAAGUUGAUAAAGAUAUUACAAGAUAGAAGAUUGAUUAUAUAAGAAUCAAACCGAAUUUAAAAUUUGGUUUAAAGAUAAUUAUGCAUUCCAAUUAGAAUAUAUAUUAGUUUAUCCUUAAUGGGAAUGCUUAAUAAUAAUAAAGAAAUGGAUCUUAUAAAAAAUUAUCAAACUUACCACAUUAAUUAAAAUCUUAAGAUUCUAUUCAUGAAAAGAACUAAUCAAUUUUAGAGAAAUUAAAAUUGUCAAUCUAAAAAUAGAAAAAAAUUUAUAAGACCUCUAAGUAUCAAAAAUUAUAAAGUAUUAUAGUUUGAUAAAUGUGCUAAUCAGAGACUGGAUAAAAAUUAUUGUUAAAAAGAAUAGAGCCUCAUAUAACUUAAGUAGAAAUAAUUGUUGGUUUUUGCUUUUAUUGAUGAAAAUGGUGAUCGCGAUAUUAAUUUCUAAGAAUUUUAAUAAGUUUAAGUGA